AAUCAACGUGGAAGCAAUCAUCACCCGAAACACAUCACGACAUGGCGACCGGCAAGCUUUGUCGAGGCGCACUUUGCAAGUAAACCGUCAGUGUCCCAAUGGCGCAUCUCGAGGAAAUACCGGCGGUCAUCUUUCUGCCCUCACGCGACAAGUCUCGCCUUCGGCCCCUUCCUCCACAGCUGCGCGGGCCAACCUCGCGGGGCGCGUCGCACACGCCCACUUGAACCUACCUCUAACCACGGACUCCCAACCAUUCAGUUCCACAUACCAUCUUCCUAAACUGCGCAAUGGCCGGCAAGCCUGUCAGCGGCCGUCCCAAGACGACUAUCGAAAUACCUCUCCCUUCCAUCAAAAAGUACACCCGUGGCUCGGGUCCACCGCCGCCUCCCAUUACUCUCGCGCCGCCUCGAGAUUCGACCGCAUACAUCAUUGACCAGUUUGUCCUGCCUGUGCUCAAGGACACGAAGCCAGACUCUCGACGGCGUAUCUUUUACCACAUUGGAUUUACCGACAUCCCGGCUGCUAGGCUUCUGGUCCCAUGCGACGAAGUCCUCGACUACGUAUCCCCGCGCGAGUUGGAGGAAUGGGAGUACGAUGCUCUCCAAAUUAAGGAAGCGGAUAAGGCUGUGGAAGCUGAGCAAAGGCGCAAGAACCAGGAGCAAGCUCCUGCUAAGAAGAAGCCUGGUCGCCCUCCAAAGGCCCGCUUGAACGAGCCAGCGCUUGACGCACCCGCGGAGCCUGUCAUAUCGUUGCAAGAGGGGGACGUCCUGUUGGCCAAGCAGGAGGCUGUUGCCGGCCCCUCGUUAGCUACUCCACAAAAGCGGAAGCGGGCCGAGAUCCCCAGGUUUGAUGAUUCCGACGAAGCGGCGAUCCAUCUCCAACUACAAAACCAGUCACCGGUUCCCAGCGAGGUAGAGGAUAGCGGCACGGACUUGGAGGGCUACGAUUCCACUGAUCCUCUGUCGGCCGAUCUAGGUCCAAAGACUACAUCUUAUUCGCGAGCUAAUAGCUCAGGGUCGUCCGCGCAACAGCCUGUGGCUGGGCCAUCCAAACCAUCAGCAACAAACCCAAGUGUCUCGAGCAACCUUGCCUCGCGUCCGUCAUCGAGUGUUGUUUCCACCCCAGGGAGAAUUCAUCCAAUGUUUGCCCGCAGCAUUGAGACAGGAAGAAUCUCGGUCAGUGGACACGGCGGCCAGAAAGGGGCAGGCCAGAAAGGGGCAGGCCAGAAUGGGGUAGGUCAUUCGCGUGGCUUUGGAGGAUUAAAUGCGGAGGCCAUUGCGCGAGCUUCUCCGUCUAGAGACAACAGCACACGUCAGUUCAAAGCGGUUCCUAAAGCAGCAGUACUUCCUUUUACACACCCAACACAAAUUGCGCCGAUUUCUUUCACGCCUCUUGCGGCUCCCAUUGCAGUCUCUAGACCGAUAGUCACUUCUGACUCUCUAUCCAAGCAGGUUGAAUCUUCCAGCGCAAGGAAGCGUCGAAAAGACGAGCAACCGAAACCGAGCAGAAAGCGCAAGAAGUCUCACAUUGAAGAGCCCACUGAUUCCUGGGUAGUCAAGGAACUACUCGACGACCAAUGGGUAACCGAACACGGCGUCAAGGUUCACAAGUAUCUGGUUCUCUGGGAAGGCAACUGGCCCCCUGACCAGAACCCGACAUGGGAACCUGAGGACAACAUUGAUGACCAGGGCCUCAUCAAGACAUACCUGAAAAAGAAGGAAAGCGGGAUGCUAAAAGCCCCCAAGAAAACACAGCGGUCCAUGCUGUCGUAUCUCUCGCAGCCCCAGUACUCGAGUGUUGCCGAAGCAUUUGAAGGCGAUAUCGACGAACUACAGCCAGAAGCUGCAGCUGUGACACCGGAAAGUGAUUCGGAUGACGGUGAUGAGCUUUUGGUGACGGAAGAGCCUGUCGCCAAGACACAGAAGAAUGGGAACGGGGAGAAGAGUAGCAGUUUCACCUCGUUCGAUUCGAAGCUGGAGCAGUACCAGAAGACAUUCCCAAGGUGAUGAGGAAGAUGCUCAGGCCUAUGAUCGGGGUGCUAAAGGGCACGCACUUUCUUUUUGCUGGAGAAGUAUGCUUGAAAUACACUACGUUCUUGGGAUGAACCUAAUCGAGUAACCCUAUGGGCAGAGUGAUGGCUCGCUAACAUCGCUGUUUCGCGGCUAUCGAACUCGGAGGAUCACAAGCCAUGCCGUAAUCUGAUACUAUGUCGCUAUGUUCCUGUCCCGCCAGUUUUCAUCCCACCAAUUUCGGAUAGACUGGAUAGAGGAGACUGUUUCGACGGUGAUUCGGGUGGUAUCACAGAAGGCUGGAUGCAUGAAACAUGUUGGACCUGGCGGGAGCGGCAAUGGGCAAAAUAGCUCGGUUGGCAUGAAGAACCCAUAGACAAGUACGGACAGCCAGAGUCGAGAUCUUGGGUUGCUGGUAUAUGUAUUCUCAUUGCACAGAACCCCAACCGCUACAAGCUUCAGCGAAUUACAACUCACCAUCAACUUCUCCGUGUUUUCCACCCAUCCAGACAUUUCCGACGGGCGUACUAUGUCUAGAGACAGCCUUGUUCUGGAGACAUGGAAAUCAUCAUGAUCUAUCAUUUUACAACAAUACCUCCAUGCAGCUUUCACCCUUGAAACAAAUAUACCUCUAUCCUCC
Molecule: messenger RNA, 2649 nt
Organism: Neurospora crassa OR74A
Lineage: Eukaryota; Fungi; Ascomycota; Sordariomycetes; Sordariales; Sordariaceae
Gene: cdp-2
Product: chromodomain protein-2
Exons: 1
Coding region: 288-2006 (572 amino acids)
Source: RefSeq, a predicted model, not a curated record